AUGGUACGAUCAGACUGGAGGGCGCAGGAAAUCAGAAGAGUCAUGACGUUCACGGGGAGCAAGGAGAAGACAGCCCGUGAUGCCCUGGAAAAGUUUGACUGGAACGUCGAGGUGGCUAUCGAUCAUAUUCUCAACACCCCCCAGGUAGACCUUUCAGGAGCUAGCAAGGUGUUUGACAAGUACCGAAAUGCCGAUUCGGACGAGAUCGAUCUGGAUGGAACCAUUCAAUACAUCACUGAUUUGGGUCUGUCGCUGGAGGAGCCCACUGUUCUGGCGGUUGCUAUGACUGCUGGAUCUCCAUCGGUAGGCACCUUCACACGAAAACCCUUUGUUGAGGGCUGGGCUGCCAUUGGCGGCGACACGCUGCCGGCCCAGCAGAAGUUGUGCAGGUCGUUUGCCGAGUCCAUGACCUCGCUGAAUGCCGAUUUCCAGAAAAUCUACAAGUUCACAUACGGUUUCCUGCUGCAGGAGGGCCAGCGGGUGUUGCCUCAGGAAACGGCUGUGGACUACUGGCGGCUGCUACUGACGGGGAAAUACGAGCAUCUGGACAAAUGGCUGUCUUUUGUGACCGAAAAAUACAAGCGCAACAUCUCCAGGGAUGCCUGGAACAUGUUAUACGAGUUUAUGCUGUUCCAGGCCAAGGAUCCCUCUCUAGAGAGCUACGAUGAGGACGGUGCCUGGCCCAGUGUCAUUGAUGAGUACGUUGAGUUUCUCAAGGAGUGA
Messenger RNA from Yarrowia lipolytica CLIB122, 723 nucleotides. RefSeq lists its product as uncharacterized. The record is from RefSeq and is a predicted model, not a curated record. Gene Ontology annotation, biological process: protein neddylation. Gene Ontology annotation, cellular component: ubiquitin ligase complex. Gene Ontology annotation, molecular function: ubiquitin-like protein binding; cullin family protein binding; ubiquitin conjugating enzyme binding. Lineage: Eukaryota; Fungi; Ascomycota; Dipodascomycetes; Dipodascales.